Molecule: messenger RNA, 6970 nt
Organism: Mercenaria mercenaria
Lineage: Eukaryota; Metazoa; Mollusca; Bivalvia; Venerida; Veneridae
Product: cytochrome b-245 heavy chain-like
Exons: 18
Coding region: 311-2059 (582 amino acids)
Biological process (GO): defense response; superoxide anion generation
Cellular component (GO): plasma membrane; NADPH oxidase complex
Molecular function (GO): superoxide-generating NAD(P)H oxidase activity
Source: RefSeq, a predicted model, not a curated record
GAGAACGACAGGAAGAAUCCGCGAAAACCGGAUACCGGAUAUUAGUAAUGGUCAAGACGGAAGUUUGGGCUAUUCAAGAUCAGGAAUUAAUUUUUUCUUUCGCUGAAGAAUAUUUAGGCUAUAUCAACUUAUGAUGUGACAUAAUAGACUGAAAUGAAAUGAAGAUGAUAAUUACGUCACAAGUUGGACUAAGAUCAAGUAAUCUAGAUGAGGGCAAACUGACAUAGACAUUAUAUAUGUGUAGAUGUAGAGUAUCACGUGGAGCUGGAGAUACUGUCCAAAAAGUCCCAAAAUCUGCACAACUGAUACAAUGGCAAGACAUUUGAAUGACGUUCCAAGAUGGAUUGUCAUUGCUGUAUGGAUAGCAGCCAAUAUUGGAAUGUUUGUGUAUGCAUACCUGGAGUAUAAACAGUCCGUGUCUUUCUACUACCUCAGGCUUAUUAUAGGGGAUGCCUUACCAUGGGCAAGAGCCAGUGCAGCGUGCCUAAAUCUUAAUUGUAUGUUAAUACUGAUUCCUGUAUGCCGUAACCUCAUCUCAUUUCUUAGAGGGUCUUUAAAGAGAUGUUGUAAGAAGUCUGUAAGAAGGCAACUGGACAAACAUAUCACAUUCCAUAGAUAUAUAGCUUACAUGAUCUGUUUACAUACAGCAAUACAUAUCGGAGCUCAUGUGUUUAAUGUAGAGCGUAUGUUUGUUGCUCAUGAAGGCAUUUCUGCAGAUGGUGAUGAUGAUGAUGAUGAUAAUCUAAAGGGUCUUCUCUCCGCCCUCAGUAACCUUGAUGAUGGAAAUCCCUAUGAAACAUACAUCAACCCUGUUAGAGAUUCUACAGAGGACCCAUCUCUGUUUGUGGUAAAGACAGUUGCAGGUACCUCAGGUAUUGUUGCUACAUUGGCGUUGAUAAUCAUGGUCAGCUCUUCCACUGAGGUCAUCAGGAGGUCAUAUUUUGAAUUGUUCUGGUUUACACAUCAUUUAUUUGUGCUGUUCUUCAUUGGCAUAUGUGUACAUGGAUUACAAGGUAUAGUUCGAGGCCAGACAAAUACAGAUGUACAUGAUCCUGAGGUGUGUCAGGAUAAAUAUGAUGAUUGGGGGAGUAUAGCAGAAUGUCCAACUCCACAGUUUGCUGCUUCCAGUCCAGCUACAUGGAAGUGGGUGAUUGGUCCUCUCAUUCUGUAUUUUGUAGAGAGAGGUGUGAGAUUUAUACGCUCAAAGCAGAGUGUUUACAUAACAAAGGUGGUAAAACAUCCGUCCAAUGUAUUUGAACUACAGAUGAAGAAGAAAGGAUUUAAGAUGGGACCUGGCCAAUACAUCUUUCUACACUGUCCUAAAAUAUCUUAUCUAGAAUGGCACCCCUUUACUCUAACAUCGGCACCAGAUGACGAAUAUUUCUCUGUACAUAUAAGACGUGUUGGAAACUGGACCAAUGACCUUGCCAAGGCUUGUCACAUAGAUGAGGCAGAGUUUAAAGAAGCCUGGAAACUACCAAGUGUGUCAGUUGAUGGACCAUUUGGAACUGCUACAGAAGAUAUAUUUUCAUACGAGGUUGACAUUUUUGUUGCAGCGGGUAUUGGAGUAACUCCAUUUGCAUCAGUUCUCAAACAUAUAUGUUACACCCUAACUGGCAGGUAUAAGAAGCAGACAGCAGACCCAGACUUCAAGCUGAAGAAAGUCUAUUUUUUCUGGAUAUGUCCGGACACGAAUGCCUUUGAAUGGCUGCAUGAUCUGCUGCGUUACUAUGACAAACAGAUGGCAGAGACGGGUUUUACAGACUUUCUCAGAUAUUUUGUGUAUCUUACGAGAGGCUGGGACAAAAAUAUGGCCAAAACAAUUGUGUUACAUGACGAGGACAUAUAUGAUCCUGUGACAGGUCUCUAUCAGAAAACUCACUAUGGAAGACCCAACUGGGAUCAAAUUAUGCCAAAUAUAGCCAAAGACCAUCCAGGGACUAAGAUAGGAGUGUUUUUCUGUGGACCCAAAGUGUUAUCUAGCACCCUGCAUAAAGCGUGUAACCAGCAUUCAUCAAAGGAAGGUGCUAUAUUCUACUAUAACAAAGAGAAUUUCUGAUAUAAUUUACAUUCCAAUUACCAUGUGUUUUCAUUUCGUAAGCUUUAAUUUAUGGUAUUAUUUUAAUUUUUAAUUUUUUGGGGGAGUAGGGGUGGGGAGGGGGGUAAACUUUAGAAUUGCCCUUGUGUGCCCAUCUGUACAUUCGCCCAUCUGAAUUUUUUGUCGUGCAUAUCUCAAAAAGAAUUUUAACCCUGUCAUCAAACCUCACAGGAUAAAUAUUCAGUAUGUGAAGUUGUGCACCUGGUGUUUGAUUUGGGAUGUUACAUAGCCAGACAAGAGUUACGACCCUUGACUUAGUCAAAAAUAUGCAUAAAAAGUCCUGUAAGAUUGUGUGGCAUGUAUCUCAAAAAGUAUUUGACCUUGGAUUAUGAAACAUUACAGGAAUAUUAUUCAGUAUAUGAAGUUAUGCUGCUUUGGUUUUGUUAAAGAUUUCAUUCAGCCAGACCAGAGGUAUGGCCCUUGGCUUAAUCAAAAAUAUGCAUAAAAAGGCAGAGAAGUUUGUGUUGCACAUACCUUAAGAAGUAUUUGACCCAGGGUCAGGAAAUAUAAUUUUUUGCAAGUUUGUGUUGCAAGUAUCUAAAAAAAUAUUUGAUUAAGAAUCAUAAAACAUCAGAAUAUUAUUAUAUAGAAUGUGAAGUUGUUUACCUGGUGUUAUCUUUGGGAUUUCACUCCGCUAGACCAGAGUUAUGGUCCUUGACUUAGCGAAAAAUACACAUUAAGGCUUAAAAGUUUUUGUUGCAAAUAUCUUAAAGAAUAAUCCAUCUAGAGUCUUGAAAACAUGUACAGUGACAGGAAGGGGGCGAGGGCACCUGUGUCGUAUGGACACACAUCUAGUUUUUAUUUCAGUUCCUUGUUAUUCAAUGGCAUUUUUUUUCUCCAUUUUACAAAUGAGUUUGACAUGUAAGUCUUCCACAAGUUUCUGUGAUGUUUAAUGCUAUAGUGUCUUCUACUGGUUUAGAGAUACAUUGUAAUUGGAGACUAACUGUAUUCUAUAACUUAUUUUUAUUUUGUAGACCUUUACAUUUAGUGUAAUAGUAUCUACUAAAGAUAACCACAAUUUCCCUAAGAAUUGCUUGUUUGUUUAUAAUCUUCUAUCAGUAAAUUGUGAUUGUUUUUGAAUUAACAAAUAAUCAAGGCCUUCGAGAGGUUUGUCGUCUAAUUAAUCAGAGUUCAGAUGCGUAGGAAUUGAACCAUGAGGGCCUUAGCCCGAGUGGUUAAAUACUGAAGCAUCUGAAUGAUGAACCGUGGUAAAUUAGAUGAUAAAUCACAAGAAGGCAUUGAUUUUCAUUCUGACAUGCUCAUUGACAUUUUUAAUAAAUAUUGAGCUGGACUUCAUUUACCCGAGGAGUAAAAUUUCGGGGGUCAUGCGGCAAUUUGAAGUCAUAAUGCUCGCUUACCAGUCUGUGCGUCAACCAUUGUUUAUCAAAGAAUAUACAGAGCUUGAUUUCCUUCUUUGUUUAACUGGAAAUCAGAUCGAGCAAUGUUAGAAUAAUGUGUGAUAAUUUAGUUGCUCAUUUUCAUGGCAUCUUUCCUGUCAAGACUAAUUAUUUUUUCAUUGUUUAGUGUUGUAUCAGAUUUUAUAUUUUAUCAUGGUUGACUCAAAUAAUUUAUUGACAAUUUGUUUUUUCUGCAUAAUAUUGUAUUUGCUUUAAAACCAUAACACCCUCUCGGUAUUUGGUAAACAAACUGUAUCUACAAACUUUGAAUUGAUUUUGAAAAAUGUAGUUCCUACUUUAUAACAAAACAACAAUCGUAACAUUUAGUAAAAUUUGUCGUACCUUAUUUGAGCCAUAAUGUAGGAUGUAAGCUGUAAGACAGUAGUAGAUAACUAGUGUGUUGCUUUAGAAAACUCUAGUUUUAUUUUCGUUCAUAUAGAUUUACUAAUAGUAAGAAGAGGCAAAUGAUUUCAAGGCUAGAUAGCAUGACAAUGAAUUUGAGUUCUUGACAACUUUUUUUUGGACAAAAUAUCAUGAUUUUCAUUCUAUAAUAAUUUGCUCUUUUUUCUGAUCUCAGUCAUUCAUUGUAAUUCUGUUUUAUUAUUGUUAUGUGUUGUAUUUAUUGUAUGUGAAACGAGAUAUAUUGCAUAUAUUGACAUAUGUUUUUGUUUACCAGGCAUAUUGCAAUGCUCCACAGUUAAAAUAUCAGUAUGUGAGUGAGUUUGCUGGUUUUUACGGUAAAUAGAUAAAAAAAGUUCACAUUGCGGAGUGUCUAUAGAUUGAAAAUACUCAAUGUAUUGUCCUUAAAGUGCAUCUUCAGUUUUCAUAUCAAUUAAUGUAAUAACAGGCACUGUGCUGUCAAUUCAUUCAGCUUUAUAGUGUGCAGCAUUAAAACCCUUACCCUGCUAAAUUUCUAUAAUGAACUUGUCCAUCUUUCAAUUUGGACAGUAUCAUAAACUGUUAAAAGAAAGGGGUGCUUACCAAAAAUAUACUGUCUGAAUGGUGAACAGUGCAGACAGUGAUCAGACAGCAAAGAUGUGCAGGCUGAUCUUGGUCUGUACUGGUCGCAUAGGCAGAAUCACUUGCCGCCAAUAGGCUAAGGGUUAACAGGUUUAUAGUGUGCAGUAUUAACGAGAAUGUGUGACAGGUGAAACAGAAUCUGAACUGGUGUAUUCUUUCUUUUCUGUGCACUAUACAGUUUAGUAGGACAUGUAAAUUGUAUUUAUAAUUAUUAUGAUAUGAUGUAAUGCAUAAUAUUUUAGUAAGAUAAAAUGCAUGUUCUUCAUGCUGGUAGUAUAUCUAAAUGUAUUUAUAGUGUAUAUUUUAAGACGACCCGUUUCAUUUUUCUAUUAAACAAAGAAGGCUAAAAACUGUGUGUUAUUAAAUAACAAUUUAUUUUUUCUGACAUCACAAUUAUUACGUCAUUGCGUUAAACAGCAUAGCAGUGCGCUGAAAAAGAAACCAACAGAAAACAGGCAAAUAUUUAAUGGCUGUCGUCAAGGAUGUACUUUAAAAUCCUUUGUAAUGUGUUAGAAUCAAAAUAAUAUAUCCCAUUUAGUGAUUUGCUCUUGAAUAAAAUCCUGGUUUGUCGUUCAGGUACGUUCUAUUAUAUCACUCGGGACAAAUCACAAAAUGAGGUAUAUUAUUUCUUAAAUCAACAUGUAAAAACACAAGGAUUAAAGUAUCAACAUGUUGCUGCACUGUGUGAUACCACUAUUCGAGGGUUCAACACAAUAAGGGUGUAUCUACAUAUAAUUAUUACAUGUAGAUACGCCCUUAUUGCGUUGAACCCUCGUAUUGGACAAGUACACGGCAGUAAAAACACAUAUUUGGAAUAGGCGAAAGCCAAGUCAGAAUAUGGAUUAUUACUACCAUGUAUGAGUUUAACACUGUUAUACCAUACUAUGAUAAAAAAUGGAAUGACAGAAAAAAAAAAUAUUUGAACAUAUUCGAUUGAUAAUUGGGAACAUGAAUGUUUCCAAAUAGAAUCUACUUACAGUUCAGUUUCUUCCCUCAUACUAUGUAUUAUAAUGUUAGGGUGUUCACAUGCAAGAACGCUUGAAAAUGUGAUUCUUUUAACUCAAAAUAAAUCUCUUUCAGACAAAUUUUUUUUCCCCACAAAACCAUGAUAUUAGGAUAUGAAUUGUUCUAAGAAAUUGAGUGCUGACAAUUACAUGUUUUGUUCAGAAGUAUGAAAUUUAUUACAGUUUUUUGAAAAUUGUAUUGCUUUUUGCAGUCAAAAUGCACUGUACAAUGGAAAUUAAUUUUAUAGACUCUAUAUUAAGAAAUCAGAAUAGUUAUCCCAUCUAAUAUGAAAAACAUGGCAUUUUUAGACUCGAAUAUGAAAAAUUACAGCCUUUGUGAACUCUAGAUUUUGGAUAUUGCUAUAUACACUUAAAAGACUGCAAAUGCAGUUCUAAUUUCUAUUGCAUUGGCACAUGAUGGAAAGAAAAUGGUUGAAUUUAUAUAGAUGUGCAAUAAUAUUGGAUAAUUAGGUCAAAAACAUUUAAGAACUGAGUUUGUAGACCAGCCUAAGGAUUCAGCCUUGCCAUUGGUCAAUUUCAAGAUUGUUCUCAGAAACAACCAAUCAGCUGCUUGAGUUUCUAGACUGGUCUUUAAACUUCGCUUCAAACCGGAGUCCUGUGUUUUUUGUUUUUGUACAGUAUAGAGGAAGCUGGUCUUUGCUCUGUGUUGGUUGAACAUUUCAUCAAAGCCUUUCUUGUGAUUGAAAUUUCUUGAUUGGGUAUGUGAUUAUGUUUGUUUAUGUAGCAAUAUUUAGUUCCAUACACUUUUCAUAGUACUUUGCAUAGGGUGCCAAAAUGCAACAAAAUGUUCAUUCUCUCUUGCAUAUAAUUGAAACUUUUUUUAAAUGUACAUGACUAUUAAUAUGUUCCAAUCAAUUUUCUUUAAAUUUUAAACUUCAGUUUAUGCAUUUUCCAAGAAAAAAAAAAAAAAAUGGUACAAGAUUUCUAAAAAGGUAAAAGACUUGGCCUGGAUGUUCUUUGGGUGGUCCUCUUUCAAAGUUUUUCAAAUUGUUCUGCAGACCAGUAGAAGAAAUGUCUCCUGUUUGAGAUGGGGGAAACUAUGGCGAGUUAGGGUCAUCAUUGCCCUUUUGUUACAUGAUAUUGAUAUAGAUUCUCCACUGAAUAAAGUAGAACUGUUAUUAAAUUUUUUUUAUAUAUAUCUACUAAAUGCUCAGCUGGACUGAACUAAGUUUGCUGUUGUUUGUUAGACUACAGACCAGCAAAUUUAUGUUGCCUUACUUGUGCCAACCUAUGCACUGGUGUUCUAAUGCAAGCCAAAGCUCAAGUCUGUUAUAAUAAUGUUAGAUGCAAUUUUCUGAAUAAUACUCUGAACAUGUAUUUUCCUUUAAUAUAUAUAUCUAAAUAUAUACAUUUAUUUUAGUCAUUCCAGAUUGUAAACAUGUGCUGGAUCUAUUUUUAUUGCUUUACUGUUCAUAAUAAAACUCUCAUGC